UCCAGAGAGACCUCCAGCAUCCCCGUCAUCCCUCUGGGUCUGAAGGAGACUAAAGACAUGGACUUCUCUGUGUCAUUCAAGGUAUUACAGACCACCAUUUCACCACUUUUUUGACAUUUAGGUCGAUUUAUCAGGCACUCUCAUCCAAGACCAACACUACAGUCACUACAGCAGCUGUUUCACAAUUCAUUGAUAUCAAUCUCUAUUCUCCAUUUGUUCACUAGUAUGUACUCAAUAUAUAAGGGUGCGUCCCAAAUUGCACCCUAUUCCCUAUGUUAUGCACUACUAUAUGGGCCCUGGUCAAAAGUAGUGCACUCCAAAGGGAAUACAGUGCCAUUGGGACGUGAACCAUUUGUUCACCAUUUUAGUUAGGUUCAAUAGAAUCAAGUUUAUAACCCCCUUGAUGUUUUGACCCUCAGCGAAUAGCUUUAUUAUUGUAAACUAGGUCACGGCUUUAUCAACCAGGGAAAAGACAACAGCACAGUAAGCCUACUGGUGGUGGGGAAUACCUUGAUGUCACCUUUUAUACCCCUGGGAGGUACAGAUAAGGGUUUGGCAGUAUCUAGAUGAUAGACUGAUGAUGAGUCCCAAAUAGCACCCUAUUCCCUAUAUAGGUCCCUUAUGUUGACCAGAGCCCAAUGGGCCUUUGGUCAAAAGUAGUGCACUAGGGAACGAGGUGCCGUUUGGGACUCCGACCUUCCUGUAUCUGUCUGACAAGUUAAGUGUGCCCUACUUUCUAGCCUGUAAUCAACCAGCUUUAAUUACCAGGUGUCGGUGACAUACUGUCUGGCUUCUAGCCAGGAGACGCAACACGGAUCGUCACGCUAGAGAGACACUUCCGCUGGGUUGGGCUCAGGUUUGGUUGGUUCUAGAGAGGGGAGAGAUGCAUACCUGUUAAAGCACCCUGGACUGGUGUUUUGAUGGGUUGUUGGCUCUAUAACAGUGGAUGGUGUUUUGAUGGGUUGUUGGCUCAAUAGGACAGUGGAUGGUGUUUUGAUGGGUCGUUGGCUCAAUAGGAUAGUGGAUGGUGUUUUGAUUGGUUGUUGGCUCUAUAACAGUGGAUGGUGUUUUGAUGGGUUGUUGGCUCUAUAACAGUGGAUGGUGUUUUGAUUGGUUGUUGGCUCUAUAACAGUGGAUGGUGUUUUGAUUGGUUGUUGGCUCUAUAACAGUGGAUGGUGUUUUGAUGGGUUGUUGGCUCUAUAACAGUGGAUGGUGUUUUGAUUGGUUGUUGGCUCAAUAGGACAGUGGAUGGUGUUUUGAUGGGUUGUUGGCUCUAUAAUAGUGGAUGGUGUUUUGAUGGGUUGUUGGCUCAAUAGGACAGUGGAUGGUGUUUUGAUGGGUUGUUGGUUCUAUAGGACAGUGGAUGGUGUUUUGAUGGGUUGUUGGUUCUAUAGGACAGUGGAUGGUGUUUUGAUGGGUCGUUGGCUCUGUGGGACAGUGGAUGGUGUUUUGAUGGGUCGUUGGCUCUAUAGGACAGUGGAUGGUGUUUUGAUGGGUUGUUGGUUCUAUAGGACAGUGGAUGGUGUUUUGAUGGGUUGUUGGCUCUAUAACAGUGGAUGGUGUUUUGAUGGGUUGUUGGCUCUAUAGGACAGUGGAUGGUGUUUUGAUGGGUUGUUGGCUCAAUAGGACAGUGGAUGGUGUUUUGAUGGGUUGUUGGCUCUAUAGGACAGUGGCUGGUGUUUUGAUGGGUCGUUGGCUCAAUAGGACAGUGGAUGGUGUUUUGAUGGGUCGUUGGCUCUAUAGGACAGUGGAUGAUGUUUUGAUGGGUUGUUGGCUCAAUAGGACAGUGGCUGGUGUUCUGAUGGGUCGUUGGCUCUAUAACAGUGGAUGGUGUUUUGAUGGGUCGUUGGCUCAAUAGGACAGUGGAUGGUGUUUUGAUGGGUUGUUGGCUCAAUAGGACAGUGGAUGGUGUUUUGAUGGGUCUUUGGCUCAAUAGGACAGUGGAUGUUGUUCUGAUAGGUCGUUGGCUCUAUGGGACAGUGGAUGGUGUUUUGAUGGGUCGUUGACUCAAUAGGACAGUGGCUGGUGUUUUGAUGGGUCGUUGGCUCAAUAGGACAGUGGCUGGUGUUCUGAUGGGUCGUUGGCUCUAUGGGACAGUGGAUGGUGUUUUGAUGGGUCGUUGGCUCAAUAGGACAGUGGAUGGUGUUUUGAUGGGUCGUUGGCUCUAUGGGACAGUGGAUGGUGUUUUGAUGGGUCGUUGGCUCUAUGGGACAGUGGAUGGUGUUCUGAUGGGUUGAGACUACUUUGUUUCAACAGGACUUAACAAGACUUUAUAACCGUGUGUUGAUGGUAUUUUCUCUGUUCUGUGGCGUUUUUUCCAGGACUUCAUCCUGGAGCACUACAGCGAAGACGGCUCCAGCUUCGAGGAGGAGAUUGCUGACCUGAUGGACCUGAGACAGGUACAUUCACCACAGGUCUCAUAGCAUUCUGCAUUGUCAGGGUGAAGCUGGGUUCUCUAUGGAAGCACCCCCACCACACACAUCUUGAGUCCUGUCUUGUUGUACAUACAGAAUAAGAGAGAACGGUCUUGUUGUAUUUUGACCUGCUUUCCCCACCGUACCCACAGGCCUGCCGUACCCCCGGUCGCAAUGACACCGGCGUCGAGCUCCUGGCCAAGUAUUUCAGCCACCUGCCUCUACUGGAGAGCCGCUUCUUCGCCCCUACCCGCCAGAUGGGCGUCUUCUUUACUUGGUACGUUCCACCUCACUGUCUCCACAACCCGGUCAAUCAUGGUAUGACCCAGCCCAGGGGUCCAGGUAUCUAUAGUACCUUCACCUCUCAUAUUCUAGUACUGUAGAUGGUUGUUUCCAUGUUGAAGAACCAAGCAGCCCGAUCUGAAUGAGGAGGAUACGCGCUCCAUUGGUCUGUUGUGUCUCCGUGGUAACCAUGUGUGAGGACAUUGCAUCUCUGAUAAGAUAACCAGAGUUCUCAAGUUUAUUUUAAAGAUGCACUAUGCAGAAAUCGCUCCGCCAUUUCCUGGUUGCAAAAAUUCUAAUAGUUUGCCUAAUUUCAGUUUAUUUUACAAAACAAGGAAGUAUAGUGUAGAGAAUCAUUGGACCAUCUAAACUGCUGUGAAAUAUAUUUUUAAUAACUACAAAUAUUGGAUUUUCAGCUGUUUGAAGCUGGUGUACAAAACCCAAAAUAAAAGACGCAAAAAUGAAACUUAAGAACAGGAAGCAUAGAAAUAGCGCACAUAGAACAGAUCUACCUCUUCUUAGACUGGCUUUCAAUGACAAUGACAGAUCUAUAACUCACAUUUCUGUGUGAAUUUUGUCGGGUCUCCCAAAAAUUUACAUAUUGCCGCUUUAAAGUGCAUUAUCACAAGGUUUCCUCCUACUUUAGAAAGAAUAUACAGACCUCACCACUGUCUGUCUGUCUGUCUGUCCCUCCAGGGGUCAACAUGGUGUUAUGAUUCUCCUGGUGACCUCACCACUGUCUGUCUGUCUGUCCCUCCCUCCAGGGGUCAACAUGGUGUUAUGAUUCUCCUAGUGACCUCACCACUGUCUGUCUGUCUGUCUGUCUGUCUGUCUGUCUGUCCUUCCAGGGUUCAACAUGGUGUUAUGAUUCUCCUGGUGACCUCACCACUGUCUGUCCCUCCCUCCAGGGGUCAACAUGGUGUUAUGAUUCUCCUGGUGACCUCACCACUGUCUGUCUGUCUGUCUGUCUCUCCCAGGUAUGACUCGUUCACAGGCGUUCCAGUUUGCCAGCAGAACAUCUCUCUGGAGAAGGCCAGUAUUCUGUUCAACAUCGGCGCUCUGUACACCCAGAUCGGCACGCGCUGCAACCGGCAGACAGGCUCCGGCCUCCAGGAUGCAAUCACAGCCUUCCAGAAGGCUGCAGGUGAGGAGACACACUAGAAUCACAAUGGGCUGUGACCCACAUGGCACCUUAUUCCCUAUAUAGUGCCAUUUGGGUCCAAUGGGCCCAGGUCAACAGUAGUGGACAGGCCCAGGUCAACAGUAGUGCCCAGGUCAACAUUCCUGAGUGGCACAGUGGUCUAAGGCGCUGCAUCGCAGUGCUAACUGUGCCACUAGAGAUCCUGGUUCGAAUCCAGGCUCUGUCGCAGCCGACCGCGACCGGGAGACUCAUGGGCGGCGCACAAUUGGCCCAGCGUCGUCCAGGGUAGGGGAGGGAAUGGCCGGCAGGGAUGUAGCUCAGUUGAUAGAGCAUGGCGUUUGCAACGCCAGGGUUGUGGGUUUGAUUCCCACGGGGGGCCAAUAUAAAAAAAUAUAUAUAUAUGUAUUCACUAACUGUAAGUCGCUCUGGAUAAGAGUACAGUACUGUCCCUCUGCAGUCAACCCAAUCUAGUACAGUACUGUCCCCCUGCAGUCAACCCAAACUAGUACAGUACUGUCCCUCUACAGUCAACCCAAUCUAGGACAGUACUGUCCCCCCCGCAGUCAACCCAAUCUAGUACAGUACUGUCCCCCUGCAGUCAACCCAAUCUAGGACAGUACUGUCCCUCUGCAGUCAACCCAAUCUAGUACAGUACUGUCCCCCUGCAGUCAACCCAAUCUAGUACAGUACUGUCCCUCUACAGUCAACCCAAUCUAGGACAGUACUGUCCCCCCCGCAGUCAACCCAAUCUAGUACAGUACUGUCCCUCUGCAGUCAACCCAAUCUAGUACAGUACUGUCCCUCUACAGUCAACCCAAUCUAGGACAGUACUGUCCCCCCCGCAGUCAACCCAAUCUAGUACAGUACUGUCCCUCUGCAGUCAACCCAAUCUAGUACAGUACUGUCCCCCUGCAGUCAACCCAAUCUAGUACAGUACUGUCCCUCUGCAGUCAACCCAAUCUAGUACAGUACUGUCCCUCUGCAGUCAACCCAAUCUAGUACAGUACUGUCCCUCUGCAGUCAACCCAAUCUAGUACAGUACUGUCCCUCUGCAGUCAACCCAAUCUAGUACAGUACUGUCUCUCUGCAGUCAACCCAAUCUAGUACAGUACUGUCCCUCUGCAGUCAACCCAAUCUAGUACAGUACUGUCCCUCUGCCGUCAACCCAAACUAAAGACCUCUUCCAUCGCUUCACUUUGUCAUCUACUGCAGAACAGGCUUUUGACUGGAGCUAGUUUCACUGUCUGGCAGAAAGCCACUGAGUUACCUUCUCUAGUUUCCCUGUCUCAAUUAUACUAUUCAUUGAUCUCAAUUAUACAAUACGGUGUAUUGAUGAUCAACUCCAGGACAUAGUCAGAUAGCUGAUGAUCAACUCCAGGACAUAGUUGUGGACCAUAUGUCUUUCAGCUCAGCCAGAAGAGAUUGAUCUGCUAUCCAGAUAGACUCUUGUUUUGGUUGACAGACUGACGGAAGGCCUCUUAUUUACAGUUCACACUGACAUACAGCCCUACCUUCUGUCCUGGUAACACACUGACAUACAGCCCUACCUUCUGUCCUGGUGACACACUGACAUACAGCCCUACCUUCUGUCCUGGUAACACACUGACAUACAGCCCUACCUUCUGUCCUGGUAACACACUGACAUACAGCCCUACCUUCUGUCCUGGUAACACACUGACAUACAGCCCUACCUUCUGUCCUGGUGACACACUGACAUACAGCCCUACCUUCUGUCCUGGUGACACACUGACAUACAGCCCUACCUUCUGUCCUGGUAACACACUGACAUACAGCCCUACCUUCUGUCCUGGUAACACACUGACAUACAGCCCUACCUUCUGUCCUGGUAACACACUGACAUACAGCCCUACCUUCUGUCCUGGUAACACACUGACAUACAGCCCUACCUUCUGUCCUGGUAACACACUGACAUACAGCCCUACCUUCUGUCCUGGUAACACACUGACAUACAGCCCUACCUUCUGUCCUGGUGACACACUGACAUACAGCCCUACCUUCUGUCCUGGUAACACACUGACAUACAGCCCUACCUUCUGUCCUGGUGACACACUGACAUACAGCCCUACCUUCUGUCCUGGUAACACACUGACAUACAGCCCUACCUUCUGUCCUGGUGACACACUGACAUACAGCCCUACCUUCUGUCCUGGUAACACACUGACAUACAGCCCUACCUUCUGUCCUGGUAACACACUGACAUACAGCCCUACCUUCUGUCCUGAUAACACACUGACAUACAGCCCUACCUUCUGUCCUGGUAACACACUGACAUACAGCCCUACCUUCUGUCCUGGUAACACACUGACAUACAGCCCUACCUUCUGUCCUGGUAACACACUGACAUACAGCCCUACCUUCUGUCCUGGUAACACACUGACAUACAGCCCUACCUUCUGUCCUGGUAACACACUGACAUACAGCCCUACCUUCUGUCCUGGUAACACACUGACAUACAGCCCUACCUUCUGUCCUGGUAACACACUGACAUACAGCCCUACCUUCUGUCCUGGUAACACACUGACAUACAGCCCUACCUUCUGUCCUGGUAACACACUGACAUACAGCCCUACCUUCUGUCCUGGUAACACACUGACAUACAGCCCUACCUUCUGUCCUGGUAACACACUGACAUACAGCCCUACCUUCUGUCCUGGUGACACACUGACAUACAGCCCUACCUUCUGUCCUGGUAAUACACUGACAUACAGCCCUACCUUCUGUCCUGGUAACACACUGACAUACAGCCCUACCUUCUGUCCUGGUAACACACUGACAUACAGCCCUACCUUCUGUCAAAUAACACACUGACAUACAGCCCUACCUUCUGUCCUGGUGACACACUGACAUACAGCCCUACCUUCUGUCCUGGUAACACACUGACAUACAGCCCUACCUUCUGUCCUGGUGACACACUGACAUACAGCCCUACCUUCUGUCCUGGUAACACACUGACAUACAGCCCUACCUUCUGUCCUGGUAACACACUGACAUACAGCCCUACCUUCUGUCCUGGUAACACACUGACAUACAGCCCUACCUUCUGUCCUGGUAACACACUGACAUACAGCCCUACCUUCUGUCCUGGUAACACACUGACAUACAGCCCUACCUUCUGUCCUGGUAACACACUGACAUACAGCCCUACCUUCUGUCCUGGUAACACACUGACAUACAGCCCUACCUUCUGUCCUGGUGACACACUGACAUACAGCCCUACCUUCUGUCCCAGAGAGUAUAAUGGCGUCAUGUUAAAGUCAGGGGGGGGUGAAAACAACAGUGGGCUAACUUGGAGCUACCGUUGUUAUGUUCGGUACAGGUGUGGCAAAUCAGGCCUGUGUUGGAACGCUCUGUGUUGAUGUGUCGAUAACACGCAUGUACGGACACGCACGGACACGCACAAACGCAUACUUACAAUUUUUACAAGUCACUCAAGGAGCCUGAGGUUGAACUCAAUUGGGACACAGUGGUGCUUCCCAAAUAAAAGCCAAUUUCCUACAUAGGGCGCUACCAUGACAGACCCUGAGAGAGAAAGGCUCUGUAAACACUACCGGGCUGGGAGGCCCUGAUAGAGAAAGGCUCUGUAAACACUACCGGGCUGGGAGGCCCUGAGAGAGAAAGGCUCAAUCACACUACAUCACUCUGUUCACUAUCUGAGAGAACUUCCGUAAUAAGUGAGUCUACAGCUGUAGAAAUCACUGAACACAAGCAUCGUGUUUACCUAGUGUUAUAAACUCUAAUUCACAGAGGAGGUAUACAGAGGGAAAACAAAAUGGCUGCUGUUUUUAUUUCUGCAGCCUCUGCAUUUAGGCUGGAUAUCUGUAAAGCACUCGGUGACAUCUGCUGCUGUAAAAAGGGCUUCAUAAAAUAAGUGUGAUUUUUAAUUUGAUUUAUGCUUUUGCUGAGGUCAGGCUGAGGUCAGGUCAGGAUUAGGUCAGUCUUGCUAACAGCAGGGUUACUAACAACCAGAGGUCCUCACCUCUCUGUCUGUCUGUGUCUCUCUGUGUAUGUCUCUGUCUCCCUCCGUCCUCAUCUCUCUGUCUGUCUGUGUCUCUCUGUGUAUGUCUCUGUCUCUCUCCGUCCUCACCUCUCUGUCUGUCUGUGUCUCUCUGUGUAUGUCUCUGUCUCUCUCCGUCCUCACCUCUCUGUCUGUCUGUGUCUCUCUGUGUACGUCUCUGUCUCUCUCCGUCCUCACCUCUCUGUCUGUCUCCCUAACACCGCCUGAAAAGCGCCCAUCAAUCACCUUUUCAUGGUGACAACAACGCCCUUAUUUACUGUUCACUGUGGAAGUUUUGGAAUUAGGCCAAGACUUAGCUAAAGGAAAUAGCAAUGGUGAACUUGAUCAAAUGUCUUUUGAAGGAGUUGGCAGAAUGUUUUCUUUUGCUGUAGACUAUCGGACAGUUUCUGAAAGAAAAUAAAUGAUUGUAAAUUGUUGUGGACCUGUAAACAGAUCGUUUGAAUUCAAUAAUGUUUUGCAUUUUACUUUUUCCCGAACCUAAAUAUGCUGCACUGCCCGCGAAUUCUAAAACGAUGUCUACUCUAAAAAAUAAAAUAAAAAUUAUACUGUAUGUUAAAAACCAAGCUAUCUUUCGGAUGCAUAGAGCAAAAACUAGAAAUUAUCAUCUAAUAGGCCCAAUUAAAUGAGAGAUGGUCAUUUAUUGUAUGGCUUCUUCAGUAUUAACCCCUCACGGCCAGAAAAGGUGAGGAAUUUAUAAUAAUAAUAAUAAUAAUAAUAAUAAUAAUAAUAAUAAUCAUAUGCCACUUAGCAGACGCUUUUAUCCAGAAAGUUAUACUGCAAUGGUUAGGAUAUAUGAUACAGUGCAUUCGGAAAGUAUUCAGACCCCUUGACUUUUUCCACAUUUUGUUACGUUACAGCCUUAUUCUAAAUUGGAUUAAAUAAAAAAAUGUCCUCAUCAAUCUACACACAAUACCCUAUAAUGACAAAGCGAAAACAGGUUUUUAGAAAUAUUUGCAAAUGUAUUAAAAAUAAGAGAUACCUUAUUUACAUAAGUAUUCAGACCCUUUGUUAUGAGACUCGAAAUUGAUCUCAGGUGCAUCCUGUUUCCAUUGAUCAUCCUUGACAUGUUUCUACAACUUGAUUGGAGUCUACCUGGGGUCAUUUCAAUUGAUUGGACAUGAUUUGGAAAGGCACACACCUGUCUAUAUAAGGUCCCACAGUUGACCGUGCAUGUCAGAGCAAAAACCAAGCCAUGAGGUCGAAGGAAUUGUCCGUAGAGCUCCAAGACAGGAUUGUGUCGAGGCACAGAUCUGGGGAAGGGUACAAAAACAUUUCUGCAGCAUUGAAGGUCCCCAAGAACACAGUGGCUUCCAUAAUUCUUAAACAGAAGAAGUUUUGAACCACCAAGACUCUUCCUAGAGCUGGCUGCCCGGCCAAACUGAGCAAUCGGGGGAGAAGGGCCUUGGUCAGGGAGGUGACAGAGCUCAGACCAUGAGAAACAAGAUUCUCUGCUCUGAUGAAACCGAGAUUGAAAUCUUUGGCCUGAAUGCCAAGCGUCACGUCUGGAGGAAACAUGGCACCAUUACUACGGUGAAGCAUUGUGGUGGCAGCAUCAUGCUGUGGGGAUGAUUUUCACCGGCAGGGACUGGGAGACUAGUCAGGAUCAAGGCAAAGAUGAACAGAGCAAAGUACAGAGUGAUCCUUGAUGAAAACCUGCUUCAGCGCGCUCAGGACCUCAGACUGGGGUGAAGGUUCACCUUCCAACAGGACAACCACACUAAGCACACAGCCGAGACAAUGCAGGAGUGGCUUCGGGACAAGUCUCUGAAUGUCCUUGAGUGGCCCAGCCAGAGCCCGGACUUGAACCCGAUCGAACAUCUCUGGAGAGACCUGAAAAUAGCUGUGCAGCGACGCUCCCCAUCCAACCUGACAGAGCUUGAGAGGAUCUGCAGAGAAGAAUGGGAGAAACUCCCCAAAUACAGGUGUGCCAAGCUUGUAGCAUCAUACCCAAGAAGACUCGAGGCUGUAAUUUACAUUUUACAUUUUUACAUUUUAGUCAUUUAGCAGACGCUCUUAUCCAGAGCGACUUACAGUUAGUGAAUACAUAUAUAUAUAUAUAUUUUUAUAUUGGCCCCCCCUGGGAAACGAACCCACAACCCUGGCGUUGCAAACGCCAUGCUCUAUCAACUGAGCUACAUCCCUGCCGGCCAUUCCCUCCCCUACCCUGGACGACGCUGGGCCAAUUGUGCGCCGCCCAUGAGUCUCCCGGUCGCGGCCAGCUGCGACAGAGCCUGGAUUCAAACCAGGAUCUCUAGUGGAACAGUUAGCACUGCGAUGCAGUGCCUUAGACCACUGCGCCACUCAGGAGUAAUCUCUGCCAAAGGUGCUUCAACAAAGUACUGAGCAAAGGGUCUGAAUACUUAUGUAAAUGUGAUAUUUGAGUUCUUUAUUUUUAAAGUGCGCUAAUGUGAUUAGCAUGACUGUUGUAAGUACCGGCAAACUUUCCAGGACAUAGACAUGUCUUUAUAUGGGCAGAAAGUUUAAAUUAUUUUUAAUCUGUGAGUACUCAUGGUCUAAUGUUAGAAACGGUGAGUACUCAUGGUCUAAUGUUAGAAACGGUGAGUACUCAUGGUCUAAUGUUAGAAACGGUGAGUACUCAUGGUCUAAUGUUAGAAACGGUGAGUACUCAUGGUCUAAUGUUAGAAACGGUGAGUACUCAUGGUCUGAUGUUAGAAACGGUGAGUACUCAUGGUCUGAUGUUAGAAACGGUGAGUACUCAUGGUCUGAUGUUAGAAACGGUGAGUACUCAUGGUCUAAUGUUUGAAACUGUGAGUACUCAUGGUCUAAUGUUAGAAACUGAGUACUCAUGGUCUGAUGUUAGCGGGAGUAUAAAAGGAUUAGCACAUUCUCACGUCAAGUUCAGUUUUUAUAAAUGCAAAUUCUUGCAUGAAAACUGGCGCAUGCAUGUUUUGGGGCAUAUUUUAUCCGUAUGCAGCGUUUAGAAAUGAGUCCUGAACCACCUGAAGGAGACGUUCACCCACACCUCCCAGCUAUGACGUGAGUCCCUCCAUGCUCAGCUCAGCUCAGCUCAGCUCACCUCCCCCCUCUCUCUCUCUCUCUCUCUCUGUGUCUCCCCCUGUAGGAGUCCUGCACCACCUGAAGGAGACGUUCACCCACACCCCCAGCUACGACAUGAGCCCCUCCAUGCUCAGCAUGCUCAUCAAGAUGAUGCUGGCUCAAGCUCAGGAGUGUCUGUUUGAGAAAAUCGCUCUGUCUGGCAUCCGCAAUGAGUUCUUCUCUCUCCUCAAGAUGGCCCAGGAGGCUGCCAAGGUACAUGGACAAUACAUUUUCAUCGUUUACACGGUCUACAGGCUAAUACAGAUGGAUUGAUAUUGAUUAAUUUGCUAUAGAUAGAUUUUAUGGAUUGGUCUGAUGUUCAAUGGGUAGCAUUCAACACAUACAGAUCUGCUUUGCCCUAAUAGUGUUUGUUUUAGAGUUUAACCUCAACGCUAUAAUGAGCUCCAUUAUCUAAGACAGUAUGGCACUUCCCGUCUCACAGAUCCCUUUGAGGUGGGUCUGACUAAAGAGCAGGAAAGGUCAUCCUGUAACAAUAUAACAGUACCUCCCAAAUGGCACCCCAUUCCCUAUUUAGUGCACUAAGGCUCUGGUCAAAAGUAGUGCACUAUAUAGGGAAUAGGGUGCCAUUGAGCUCUGCUCAAAAGUAGUGCACUAUAUAGGGAAUAGGAUGCAUACUAUAACACUACAUCUCUAUGUCCCCUCUCAGGUAGGAGACACCUAUGGCCAGGUCCACCAGUCUAUGAGCCAGACUCCCAUCAAAGACAACGUCCCGUUCUUCUGGUCCACCAUGGCUCAGGUCAAGACCAACCACUACCGCUCACUGGCACACUACUUCCUGGCUACCGCUCUGUUGGACCACCAGCGUAAGUCAAGCAGCCAUUAGCCAAUCAUAUCCCUUAUAUGCGUGAUCGGUAGGGAGGGAGGGAGAGGGAGAGGAAGAGGGAGGGAGAGAGGGAGAGGAAGAGGGAGGGAGAGAGGGAGACAAGGAGAGCGGGAGAGAGUGAGAUGUGUAAUGCCUAUUAGUUACUAGAUGAGUUUCCUGGACCUUACUGAAACAGAGUGGUUCUAUUAGUUACUAGAUGGGUUUCCUGGACCUUACUGAAACAGAGUGGUUCUAUUAGUUACUAGAUGGGUUUCCUGGACCUUACUGAAACAGAGUGGUUCUAUUAGUUACUAGAUGGGUUUCCUGGACCUUACUGAAACAGAGUGGUUCUAUUAGUUACUAGAUGGGUUUCCUGGACCUUACUGAAACAGAGUGGUUCUAUUAGUUACUAGAUGGGUUUCCUGGACCUUACUGAAACAGAGUGGUUCAUUCACCUCCUCCUUCCUCUCACAUCCCAAAGACGACAUCUCAGGUAUCAGUUUAAAUAGACUUUAAUGGACUCUCCUCAUCAAGACCUUUAGUGGAAUCUCCCAACUGGGACCUUUAGUUUUCUAAAGAGGACAGAAAGAGAGAGCAGUGUAGAGUUUGAAUCGGUACCACCAUGGUCAGUUAUAUAACACUUCUUUGUGUUGCUCAAACCAAACUGUCUCGGUCCCAGGCUGGAUCUGUCCUCUGGUUAGAGGGACACUGCCAACAGCCAAGGCUACAUCCCAAAUGGUACCCUAUAUAGUGCACUACUUUUGACCAGAGGGGUAUGACCAUGGCACCCUAUUCCCUAUAUAGUGCACUACUUUUGACCAGAGGGGUAUGACCAUGGCACCCUAUUCCCUAUAUAGUGCACUACUUUUGACCAUGGAACUAAUCAUGUCCAAAUGGAUCAACUAAACUAAUCAUGUCCUGAUGGUGUCCCUGCAUUGGCAGAGAGGAGGGAUUGCAUAAAACUCAAACCUUGAUUGAAAGGCAGAAUUGUGUGUAAUAUCUGUGCAAAUAGAUAAACUAAACUAUCCCUGUGUGUUUCCAUGUCCUAAUCCUGUCUCUGUGUGUUGCCAUGUCCUAAUCCUGUCUCUGUGUUGCCAUGUCCUAAUCCUGUCUCUGUGUUGCCAUGUCCUUCUCCUGUCUCUGUGUUGCCACGUCCUUCUCCUGUCUCUGUGUUGCCAUGUCCUUCUCCUGUCUCUGUGUUGCCAUGUCCUAAUCCUGUCUCUGUGUUGCCAUGUCCUUCUCCUGUCUCUGUGUUGCCAUGUCCUAAUCCUGUCUCUGUGUUGCCAUGUCCUUCUCCUGUCUCUGUGUUUCCAUGUCCUUCUCCUGUCUCUGUGUUGCCAUGUCCUUCUCCUGUCUCUGUGUUGCCACGUCCUUCUCCUGUCUCUGUGUUGCCAUGUCCUUCUCCUGUCUCUGUGUUGCCAUGUCCUUCUCCUGUCUCUGUGUUGCCAUGUCCUUCUCCUGUCUCUGUGUUGCCAUGUCCUUCUCCUGUCUCUGUGUUGCCAUGUCCUUCUCCUGUCUCUGUGUUGCCAUGUCCUAAUCCUGUCUCUGUGUUGCCAUGUCCUUCUCCUGUCUCUGUGUGUUGCCAUGUCCUAAUCCUGUCUCUGUGUUGCCAUGUCCUAAUCCUGUCUCUGUGUUGCCAUGUCCUAAUCCUGUCUCUGUGUUGCCAUGUCCUAAUCCUGUCUCUGUGUUGCCAUGUCCUAAUCCUGUCUCUGUGUUGCCAUGUUCUAAUCCUGUCUCUGUGUUGCCAUGUCCUUCUCCUGUCUCUGUGUUGCCAUGUCCUAAUCCUGUCUCUGUGUUGCCAUGUCCUUCUCCUGUCUCUGUGUUGCCAUGUCCUAAUCCUGUCUCUGUGUUGCCAUGUCCCAAUCCUGUCUCUGUGUGUUGCCAUGUCCUAAUCCUGUCUCUGUGUGUUGCCAUGUCCUAAUCCUGUCUCUGUGUUGCCAUGUUCUAAUCCUGUCUCUGUGUUGCCAUGUCCUAAUCCUGUCUCUGUCUUGCCAUGUCCUAAUCCUGUCUCUGUGUUGCCAUGUCCUUCUCCUGUCUCUGUGUUGCCAUGUUCUAAUCCUGUCUCUGUGUUGCCAUGUCCUUCUCCUGUCUCUGUGUUGCCAUGUCCUAAUCCUGUCUCUGUGUUGCCAUGUCCUAAUCCUGUCUCUGUGUGUUGCCAUGUCCUAAUCCUGUCUCUGUGUUGCCAUGUCCUAAUCCUGUCUCUGUGUUGCCAUGUCCUAAUCCUGUCUCUGUGUUGCCAUGUCCUAAUCCUGUCUCUGUGUUGCCAUGUCCUAAUCCUGUCUCUGUGUUGCCAUGUCCUAAUCCUGUCUCUGUCUUGCCAUGUCCUAAUCCUGUCUCUGUGUUGCCAUGUCCUAAUCCUGUCUCUGUGUUGCCAUGUCCUAAUCCUGUCUCUGUGUUGCCAUGUCCUAAUCCUGUCUCUGUGUGUUUCCAUGUCCUAAUCCUGUCUCUGUGUGUUUCCAUGUCCUAAUCCUGUCUCUGUGUUGCCAUGUCCUAAUCCUGUCUCUGUGUUGCCAUGUCCUUCUCCUGUCUCUGUGUUGCCAUGUCCUAAUCCUGUCUCCGGUCUGUGUUUUUUUCCAGUGAGACCCAGUGAUGAUGAGGACCAACAGGAGAAGGCUCUGUCCCAGGUGUAUGAUGCCAUGCCAGAUGGCCGCUCCCCGCUCGACAUCCUCAGGAAGAGAGAGGAGAGACGCCACAUCGGUAAGGCCCAUAGGCCCGAAGCCCAAUACUGUGUUUCCGCGGUCCUUUAUUAUGUGUGGUUGAGGUCUAGAUCCAGUCAUUUAAACAGUCUCUGACUGUCUGGACUCUACACACCUGCUGUGUUUGAAUCCUCAUACUAACCGCACUGACCGUACUAUUUGUGACGUAAAUUGAGGAUGUAGUAUGUUUAUUGGUCAUGGUAUGGAUGUAGUUAGUAUGCCAAAAGUUCCCGGAUGCUACAUUCGUCAAAAUACGAGGUAUACAAGCAGUGGACACUAUUUUCGUGCUUUUAGGGCCCAUAAUGCAAUUCUUCAGAAAAUGGGCGUGGCUUCACAACGUUUUCAGAUUUGAAGAAAAUGGCCGAAGUCCGACGAGAGCGGAUACAAAUUCAUUGAUUUAACUAAUUAUGACAAAUGUUAAGAAAAUGUUGAGCAAUGUAAUAAAGUAAUGACUUUUCAAACAAGUUACGCUACACGUUAUGUUGGCUGAUAAUUUGUUAGCUACGCUAUCCUUACGAACCGCAUAGCAUAUCAUUACAGCAGUAUGUACCGGUAUGUUAGCUAGCUACCUCGUUACUUGGCUAUUAAUACAUCGUACUUACCAGUAUAUUAAGCAUAUGCUACCUAACUAACUACCCAACGUUUAUUGACUUCAUUAUUCACGACAUUCUUAGCUAAGUGGUAUAGUCGCUGUGCGUUCUCAAUGGACAUAAAUUCGCUCUGGCUAUCUACUCUGAUUUCAGAGCACUCUCGUCUGAUUGUGCCAGAGCACAGAAUAACUGAUGAAUUUACGAUAGCUCAACACCUGCUGAAUAUGGCCAGUGUCAGUAAACAUCGGCAAAAAAGCGUAAUUAAAUUGUUGCCAGCAGCACAGGAUAACAUAAAAACAGCCUAACCAGCUCUGCUAGGGCGAGUAAAAUGGUCAGUGAGGUGUUCUCUCAUUUGUGUCCGGAAGUAGCUAGCCAGUUAGCUUGGGUGCUUGACUGCCGUUGUGAUGGUCAGAAUGCUCGGAUCAAUUCAAAUCGGGAGUGCCAGUGUGCGCUCUGAACGCUCCGAGAGGGAAACACUCUGAAUUUACGAACGCUCAGAGCGCACUCUGGCACUCCCGAUUUGAAUUUACCUGCUACCUGUGUAUACAACCAUGUUAUUACCUGGUACCCCUGUAUAUAGCCAUGUUAUUACCUGGUACUUCCUGUAUAUAACCAUGUUAUUACCUGGUACUUCCUGUAUAUAGCCAUGUUAUUACCUGGUACUCUCUGUAUAUAGCCAUGCUAUUACAUGGUACUCUCUGUAUAUAGCCAUGUUAUUACAUGGUACUCUCUGUAUAUAGCCAUGUUAUUACCUGGUACUUCCUGUAUAUAGCCAUGUUAUUACCUGGUACUCCCUGUAUAUAGCCAUGUUAUUACCUGGUACUUCCUGUAUAUAGCCAUGUUAUUACCUGGUACUUCCUGUAUAUAGCCAUGUUAUUACCUGGUACUUCCUGUAUAUAGCCAUGUUAUUACCUGGUACUUCCUGUAUAUAGCCAUGUUAUUACCUGGUACUUCCUGUAUAUAGCCAUGUUAUUACCUGGUACUUCCUGUAUAUAGCCAUGUUAUUACCUGGUACUUCCUGUAUAUAGCCAUGUUAUUACCUGGUACUUCCUGUAUAUAGCCAUGUUAUUACCUGGUACCCUAUGGACUGAGUCUAAACAGGAUCCAUUUUGUUUUUACCUGUAUCCUUACUCAUACCCACCUGCCUCCCCUCUCUCCCUCCUCAACCUCUCCUCCCCUCUUCUUCUCCCACCUCCCCUCGCCUCCCUCUCUCCACCUCACAUCCACCUUCCCUCUCCUCCCUCAUCCGCCUCCACCCUCCUCCUCCCUCCCCUCUCCUCCUCCCUCCCUCCCCUCUCCUCCUCCCUCCCUCCCCUCUCCACCCUCCCCUCUCCACCUCCCCUAUCCUCCUCCCUCUCCUCUCCUCCUCCACCUCCCCUCUCCUCCUCCCUCCCCUCCCCUCUCCUCCUCCCCUCUACUCCACUCUCCUCCUCCACCUCCCCUCUCCUCCUCCACCUGCCCUCUCCACCUCCUCCACUUCCCCUUUCCUCCCCCUCUCCCUCCCCCAGGUAAGGCCCACCUGCGGCGGGCUGUGAUGGGUCAUGAGGAGGGUCUGAGGAUCCAUGGUCUGUGUCGUCACCUCAGGAAGCUGGACGUCCUCCAGGACAUUCUCCAGGCCAGUCACAAACGCUCCCUGGCCAAGUUCAAUGACAACAACCAAGACGACGAGUUCACAGACUACCUGGAGGCACCAGACAUCAUCUGUGAGUGAACCUCUUAUUGGCAACUCAAUCAACCAAUCAACAACUUUUAUUUAAAAAAAAAAAAAAACGUUUUACUUCAACGUCAGCUCUGUCUCCACAUUACUGUUCAUUUAAUACACUGAGAUAGGGUCUCGCUAUUGGACAUCAUUAUAAUUGUUGGGUUACAUUUGUGUGUGGAUUGUAAGACUAGAGAUAACAUACAAUGUAGCUUCCUAAAUGUUCUCAUGUGAAAUAACCUUAAACAACCUUCUAAUUACCUUUUUUAGAUAGUCGUUUAGUAGUUCCAGGUGAUGUGAUGAUCUAUUGUUUACUGUCAACAUGUAGCCAACCUGGCACCCCCCCCCCCCCCCCCCCCCGUACUACUCUACUCCAGAGGAGGUUGCCAGGUUGUGUAGUUGUGAUAACAAACAAACAGCAUGAUAAAGGCCUAUUUUUCCCUCCUCAGCUAAAACGGAGCACAAGGCGGAGAUGGAAAUGCCCAUGUCCACUAAGGUGAAGGUCACAGACUUUUUCCGGAGGCUGGUAUGUGGGCUACUAAUUUUAACAUUCUAACAUUUUCAGGGCCGGUUUCCCGGACACAGAUUUAAACCUAGACCUGGACCAUAAAGCAUGGUGAAUGGAGAAUCACCAUUGACUCUUAAACUCCUUUAUAGUCUAGGACUAAGCUUAAUCUGUGUCCGGGAAACCGGCCCUUCAUGUAAAGUAUGUAUGGUUUAUUCAGAAAUUGGCAUUACAAAGCUCUGGAUUUGUUUUGUUUUUUUAAACAAAAUGUUUUCAGUUAAAUUCAGUUCAACUUGUUCUAAACACCCAGAUCGUGUUGUGCUGUUUUCUGAAUCCACCCCAACAGAACCACAUUGUCUUGGUGAAUCAAUAACAUUUAACAGUGGUGUUGAACUCUGUUAAUACCCCUAUUUACUCAGUCACAUUGUCUUGGUGAAUCAAUAACAUUUAACAGUGGUGUUGCACUCUGUUAAUACCCCUAUUUACUCAGUCACAUUGUCUUGGUGAAUCAAUAACAUUUAACAGUGGUGUUGAACUCUGUUAAUACUCCUAUUUACUCAGUCACAUUGUCUUGGUGAAUCAAUAACAUUUAACAGUGGUGUUGAACUCUGUUAAUACUCCUAUUUACUCAGUCACAUUGUCUUGGUGAAUCAAUAACAUUUAACAGUGGUGUUGAACUCUGUUAAUACUCCUAUUUACUCAGUCACAUUGUCUUGGUGAAUCAAUAACAUUUAACAGUGGUGUUGAACUAACAGGUUGCAGCCCAAAUGGCACCUAAUCUAUUCCCUACAUAAUGCACUACUUUUGACCAGGCCCCAUAGUGCCAUUUGGGACGCAAACUAACAGUCCUAUCAGGGUUGGUUGUCCAUGGUAAAUUAUCAUAACAACCUGUCCGUCUCCCCCCACCCCACACUAACAGACCUACAGUGAGGGGAAAAAAAGUAUUUGAUCCCCUGGUGAUUUUGUACGUUUGCCCACUGACAAAGAAAUUAUCAGUCUAUAAUUUUAAUGGUUGGUUUAUUUGAACAGUGAGAGACAGAAUAACAACAAAAUAAUCCAGAAAAACGCAUGUAAAAAAUGUUAUGAAUUGAUUUGCAUUUUAAAUGAGGGAAAUAAAUAUUUGACCCCCUCUCAAUCAGAAAGAUUUCUGGCUCCCAGGUGUCUUUUAUACAGGUAACGAGCUGAGAUUAGCAGCACACUCUUAAAGGGAGUGCUCCUAAUCUCAGCUUGUUACCUGUAUAAAAGACACCUGUCCACAGAAGCAAUCAAUCAAUCAGAUUCCAAACUCUCCACCAUGGCCAAGACCAAAGAGCUCUCCAAGGAUGUCAGGGACAAGAUUGUAGACCUACACAAGGCUGGAAUGGGCUACAAGACCAUCGCCAAGCAGCUUGGUGAGAAGGUGACAACAGUUGGUGCGAUUAUUCGCAAAUGGAAGAAACACAAAAUAACUGUAAAUCUCCAUCGGCCUGGGGCUCCAUGCAAGAUCUCACCUCGUGGAGUUGCAAUGAUCAUGACAACGGUGAGGAAUCAGCCCAGAACUACACGGGAGGAUCUUGUCAAUGAUCUCAAGGCAGCUGGGACCAUAGUCACCAAGAAAACAAUUGGUAACACACUACGCCGUGAAGGACUGAAAUCCUGCAGCGCCCGCAGGGUCCCCCUGCUCAAGAAAGCACAUAUACAUGCCGUCUGAAGUUUGCCAAUGAACAUCUGAAUGAUUCAGAGGAGAACUGGGUGAAUGUGUUGUAGUCAGAUGAGACCAAAAUGGAGCUCUUUGGCAUCAACUCAACUCGCCGUGUUUGGAGGAGGAGGAAUGCUGCCUAUGACCCCAAGAACACCAUCCCCACCGUCAAACAUGGAGGUGGAAACAUUAUGCUUUGGGGGUGUUUUUCUGCUAAGGGGACAGGACAACUUCACCGCAUCAAAGGGACAUGGACGGGAACAUGUACCGUCAAAUCUUGGGUAAGAACCUCCUUCCCUCAGCUAGGGCAUUGAAAAUGGGUCGUGGAUGGGUAUUCCAGCAUGACAAUGACCCAAAACACACGGCCAAGGCAACAAAGGAGUGGCUCAAGAAGAAGCACAUUAAGGUCCUGGAGUGGCCCAGCCAGUCUCCAGAUCUUAAUCCCAUAGAAAAUCUGUGGAGGGAGCUGAAGGUUCGAGUUGCCAAACGUCAGCCUCGAAACCUUAAUGAAUUGGAGAAGAUCUGCAAAGAGGAGUGGGAUAAAAUCCCUCCUGAGAUGAGUGCAAACCUGCUGGCCAACUACAAGAAACGUCUGACCUCUGUGAUUGCCAACAAGGGUUUUGCCACCAAGUACUAAGUCAUGUUUUGCAGAGGGGUCAAAUACUUAUUUCCCUCAUUAAAAUGCAAAUCAAUUUAUAACAUUUUUGACAUGUGUUUUUCUGGAUUCAUUUGUUGUUAUUCUGUCUCUCACUGUUCAAAUAAACCUACCAUUAAAAUUAUAGACUGAUCAUGUCUUUGUCAGUGGGCAAACGUACAAAAUCAGCAGGGGAUCAAAUGCUUUUUCCCCUCACUGUAUCAGGGUUGGGUGUCCAUGGUAAGUUAUCAUAACAACCUGUCCGUCUCCCCCCCCCCUCCAGGGUCCUCUGUCGGUGUUCUCUGCUAAGCAACGCUGGACAGCUCCUCGCACCGUCAGGCUGAAACUGGAGGACAGAGACCUGGGCUUCACCCUGAGAGGAGACCCUGUACCUGUGCAGGUCACCUCCCUGGACCCACUCUGCCCUUCCGCUGUGAGUAUACUGUACUACUGGUUACUGGGGGGAAGGGUUAGGCUGACGGGAGGAAGGGUUUUGGUGAUGCACACUGGUCACCUUCCUAGACCCACCCUGCCCCGCCGCUGUGAGUGACAUACAUACACUGUCUGAUUAUUGUGUCAUAAAGGGUGGAUGACUUUGAACAAGACUAGAUGAUGUCUUUUAACUUUUAACUCCGUUUUGUAAAUCAUUCAUGUUGACCUCAAAUGAAACCUCCACAUCUGCCUGUGGAUCAUCAUAACCCUUCCCCUCUCUCUGGCCUGUGUGUGCGGCAGCAUAACCCUUCCCCUCUCUCUGGCCUGUGUGUGCGGCAGCAUAACCCUUCCCCUCUCUCUGGCCUGUGUGUGCGGCAGCAUAACCCUUCCCCUCUCUCUGGCCUGUGUGUGCGGCAGCAUAACCCUUCCCCUCUCUCUGGCCUGGGCAGCAUAACCCUUCCCCUCUCUCUGGCCUGUGUGUGUCGCAGCAUAACCCUUCCCCUCUCUCUGGCCUGUGUGUGCGGCAGCAUAACCCUUCCCCUCUCUCUGGCCUGUAUGGGCGGCAGCAUAACCCUUCCCCUCUCUCUGGCCUGUAUGGGCGGCAGCAUAACCCUUCCCCUCUCUCUGGCCUGUGUGUGCGGCAGCAUAACCCUUCCCCUCUCUCUGACCUGUGUGUGCGGCAGCAUAACCCUUCCCCUCUCUCUGGCCUGUGUGUGCGGCAGCAUAACCCUUCCCCUCUCUCUGGCCUGUAUGGGCGGCAGCAUAACCCUUCCCCUCUCUCUGGCCUGGGCAGCAUAACCCUUCCCCUCUCUCUGGCCUGUGUGUGCGGCAGCAUAACCCUUCCCCUCUCUCUGGCCUGUGUGUGCGGCAGCAUAACCCUUCCCCUCUCUCUGGCCUGUAUGGGCGGCAGCAUAACCCUUCCCCUCUCUCUGGCCUGUGUGUGCGGCAGCAUAACCCUUCCCCUCUCUCUGGCCUGUAUGGGCGGCAGCAUAACCCUUCCCCUCUCUCUGGCCUGUAUGGGCGGCAGCAUAACCCUUCCCCUCUCUCUGGCCUGUGUGUGCGGCAGCAUAACCCUUCCCCUCUCUCUGACCUGUGUGUGCGGCAGCAUAACCCUUCCCCUCUCUCUGGCCUGUGUGUGCGGCAGCAUAACCCUUCCCCUCUCUCUGGCCUGUAUGGGCGGCAGCAUAACCCUUCCCCUCUCUCUGGCCUGGGCAGCAUAACCCUUCCCCUCUCUCUGGCCUGUGUGUGCGGCAGCAUAACCCUUCCCCCAUUAACACAGUGCAGGUGAAUGUCUAAUUUCCAUAAGAAGGGUUUGACCUAAACAGUUACUCUGCCACAGUCACUGUCACAGCCUGUAACACCGGUCUGUACUCUGCAGUCUCCUGGUGCUAAUCAUCUAGGAAUAAUUAGUGAUUACCCAAAGAGGACGAACUUUGAAUUAGUUUGAAUUGAUCAUUACAGAGCAGCCAUCAGACGGACUCCAAUAGGGUGCUGCUCAGAGCCAAGACCGACGUAAUAAAACACCCAGUCAAACAUGAAACGCACUGUUCUAAUUCCCCUCCAGAGUUCCCCUAAUGAACCGUUCAUUAGUAACAUUAUGUACCAACAACAACAACCCUAAAAAUAGAAAUCCCUCAAUUCCUGGAAAUAUAACAAUAGUGUUUACCUUAUGGUGGGGGCUUUGUUGGCUCCUCCCAACCCUCCCCCUCCCUCCCUCCCUCCCUCCCUCCCUCCCCAUCCCUCCCUCCCCCUCCCUCCAUCCCCCCCUCCCUCCCUCCCUCCCUCCCUCCCUCCCCCCUCCCUCCCUCCAUCCCUCCUCCCCUCCCUCCCUCCCUCCCUCCCUCCCUCCCUCCCUCCCUCCCUCCCUCCCUCCCUCCCUCCUCCUCUUCUGCUAAUUUCAUUAGAAUUUCAGUCAGAAUGCUCAUUAAUAGCUGCUAACAAAGACCAGAGCCUGAUUAGGACCAACUGACUAGACCAGAGCAGAGCCUGAUUAGGACCAACUGACUAGACCAGACCAGAGCCUGAUUAGGACCAACUGACUAGACCAGAGCAGAGCCUGAUUAGGACCAACUGACUAGACCAGACCAGAGCCUGAUUAGGACCAACUGACUAGACCAGAGCAGAGCCUGAUUAGGACCAACUGACUAGACCAGACCAGAGCCUGAUUAGGACCAACUGACUAGACCAGAGCAGAGCCUGAUUAGGACCAACUGACUAGACCAGAGCAGAGCCUGAUUAGGACCAACUGACUAGACCAGAGCAGAGCCUGAUUAGGACCAACUGACUAGACCAGAGCAGAGCCUGAUUAGGACCAACUGACUAGACCAGACCAGAGCCUGAUUAGGACCAACUGACUAGACCAGAGCAGAGCCUGAUUAGGACCAAUGACUAGACCAGACCAGAGCCUGAUUAGGACCAACUGACUAGACCAGACCAGAGCCUGAUUAGGACCAACUGACUAGACCAGAGCAGAGCCUGAUUAGGACCAACUGACUAGACCAGAGCAGAGCCUGAUUAGGACCAACUGACUAGACCAGACCAGAGCCUGAUUAGGACCAACUGACUAGACCAGAGCAGAGCCUGAUUAGGACCAACUGACUAGACCAGACCAGAGCCUGAUUAGGACCAACUGACUAGACCAGAGCAGAGCCUGAUUAGGACCAACUGACUAGACCAGAGCAGAGCCUGAUUAGGACCAACUGACUAGACCAGAGCAGAGCCUGAUUAGGACCAACUGACUAGACCAGAGCAGAGCCUGAUUAGGACCAAUGACUAGACCAGAGCAGAGCCUGAUUAGGACCAACUGACUAGACCAGAGCAGAGCCUGAUUAGGACCAACUGACUAGACCAGAGCAGAGCCUGAUUAGGACCAAUGACUAGACCAGAGCAGAGCCUGAUUAGGACCAACUGACUAGACCAGAGCAGAGCCUUUUUAGGACCAACUGACUAGACCAGAGCAGAGCCUGAUUAGGACCAACUGACUAGACCAGAGCAGAGCCUGAUUAGGACCAACUGACUAGACCAGAGCAGAGCCUGAUUAGGACCAACUGACUAGACCAGAGCAGAGCCUGAUUAGGACCAACUGACUAGACCAGAGCAGAGCCUGAUUAGGACCAACUGACUAGACCAGAGCAGAGCCUGAUUAGGACCAAUGACUAGACCAGAGCAGAGCCUGAUUAGGACCAAUGACUAGACCAGAGCAGAGCCUGAUUAGGACCAUCUGACUAGACCAGAGCAGAGCCUGAUUAGGACCAACUGACUAGACCAGAGCAGAGCCUGAUUAGGACCAAUGACUAGACCAGAGCAGAGCCUGAUUAGGACCAACUGACUAGACCAGAGCAGAGCCUGAUUAGGACCAACUGACUAGACCAGAGCAGAGCCUGAUUAGGACCAACUGACUAGACCAGAGCAGAGCCUGAUUAGGACCAACUGACUAGACCAGAGCAGAGCCUGAUUAGGACCAACUGACUAGACCAGAGCAGAGCCUGAUUAGGACAAAUGACUAGACCAGAGCAGAGCCUGAUUAGGACCAACUGACUAGACCAGAGCAGAGCCUGAUUAGGACCAACUGACUAGACCAGAGCAGAGCCUGAUUAGGACCAACUGACUAGACCAGAGCAGAGCCUGAUUAGGACCAACUGACUAGACCAGAGCAGAGCCUGAUUAGGACCAAUGACUAGACCAGAGCAGAGCCUGAUUAGGACCAAUGACUAGACCAGAGCAGAGCCUGAUUAGGACCAACUGACUAGACCAGAGCAGAGCCUGAUUAGGACCAACUGACUAGACCAGAGCAGAGCCUGAUUAGGACCAACUAACUAGACCAGAGCAGAGCCUGAUUAGGACCAACUGACUAGACCAGACCAGAGCCUGGGGCCUGGGGCUCAAUCCAUCACAACUCCUUUAUAACUCUAAACUUGAUUCAACAGGAUUUAAUUUGAUUUAUUGAUUGAUUGUUCACUUUGAGUUUACUUGGUACAGUCCAUGGGGUAAAGUUGAUAGUUGGUCAGGAAUGAACACAGUGUUGUCCUGUACAAAGGUCUGGCUAGUUGACCUUGGUGUGAGGGUGAGGCAAACAGGCCCAACCCCCACUCUUACACUAGCCCAAGCCAAUGGCAUGUACCAGAUGCUCAGCAGGCUCUGCUCACACCUACUGGUCUGAGGCCAAACCACACGACUAACAACAUUAAACACUUUAUGGAACACAAAGACUUCACUAUUUCAUCCUGGAAUAUCCAAGGCCUGAGGUCAUCUGCCUUUGGCCUAAAGAGCAGGAACCUGGACUUCACCAAAGAAAUCCGAAAUACAGACAUUGUCAUCCUACAAGAAACAUGGUAUAGAGGAGACGGACCCACUGGUUGCCCUCUAGGUUACAGAGAGCUGGUAGUCCCAUCCACCAAACUACCAGGUGUGAAACAGGGAAGGGACUCAGGGGGUAUGCUAGUUUUGGUAUAGAGCAGACCUAACUCACUCUAUUCAAUUAAUCAAAACAGGAACAUUUUACAUUUGGCUAGAAAUUCAAAAGGAAAUUAUCUCAACAGAGAAAAAUUUCCUCCUGUGUGCUACCUAUAUCCCCCCCACUAGAAUCCCUGUACUUUAAUGAAUAAUACUAUGAUACAAUACCCCAAUAAUGACGAAGCCAAAACAAGUUUUUACAAUUAUUAGCAAAUAUAUACAAAAUAUAAAACGUACAUUUUACAUUUACAUAAGUAUUCAGACGAUUUACACAGUACUAUGUUGAAGCACCUUUGGCAGCGAUUACAGCCUCAAGUCUUCUUGGGUAUGACGUUACAAGUUUGGCACACCUGUAUUUGGGGGGUUUCUCCCAUUCUUCUCUGCAGAUCCUCUCAAGCUCUGUCAGGUUGGAUGGGGAGCGUUGCUGCACAGCUAUUUUCAGGUCUCUCCAGAGAUGUUAGAUCGGGUUCAAGUCCGGGCUCUGGCUGGGCCACUCAAGGACAUUCAGAGACUUGUCCCGAAGCCACUCCUGCGUUGUCUUGGCUGUGUGCUUAAGGUUGUUGUCCUGUUGGAAGGUGAACCUUCGCCCCAGUCUGAGGUCCUGAGCACUCUGGAGCAGGUGUUCAUGAAAGAUCUCUCUGUACUUUGCUCCGUUCAUCUUUCCCUCGACCCUGACUAGUCUCCCAGUCCCUGCCGCUGAAAAACAUCCCCACAGCAUGAUGCUGCCACCACCAUGCUUCACCGUAGGGAUGGUGCCAGGUUUCCUCCAGACGUGACGCUUGGAAGUCAGGCCAAAGAGUUCAAUCUUGGUUUCAUCAGACCAGAGAAUCUUAUUUCUCAUGGUCAGAGUCCUUUAGGUGCCUUUUGGCAAACUCCAAGCGGGCUGUCAUGUGCCUUUUACUGAGGCUACCAUAAAGGCCUGAUUGGUGGAGUGCUGCAGAGAUGGUUGUCCUUCUGGAAGGUUCUCCCAUCUCCACAGAGGAACUCUGGAGCUCUGUCAGAGUGACCAUCGAUUUCUCAGUUUAGCUGGGCGGCCAGCUCUAGGAAGAGUCUUGGUGGUUCCAAACUUCUUCUAUUUAAGAAUGAUGGAGGGCACUGUGUACUUGAGGACCUUCAAUGCUGCAGACAUAUUUUGGUACCCUUCCCCAGAUCUGUGCCUCGACAAAAUCUUGUCUCGGAGCUCUACGGACAAUUCCUUCGACCUCAUGGCUUGGUUUUUGCUCUGACAUGCACUGUCAACUGUGGGACCUUUAUAUAGACAGGUGUGUGCCUUUCCAAAUCAUGUCCAAUCAAUUGAAUUGACCACAGGUGGACUCCAGUCAAGUUGUAGAAACAUCUCAAGGAUGAUCAAUGGAAACAGGAUACACCUGAGAUCAAUUUCGAGUCUCAUAGCAAAGGGUCUGAAUACUUGUAAAUAAGGUAUUUCUGUUUUAGAGUUUUUAAUAAAUGUGCAAACAUUUCUAAAAACCUGUUUUCGCUUUGUCAUUUUGGGGUAUUGUGUGUAGAUUGAUGGGAAAAAACAAUGUAUUCCAUUUUAGAAUAAGGCUGUAACGUAACAAAAUGUGGAAAAAGUCAAGGGGUCUGAAUACUUUCCGAAUGCACUGUAUAUCCCCCCACUAGAGUCCCCAUACUUUAAUUAAGACAGCUGCUCCAUCCUAGAGGGGAAAUCAACCAUUUUCAGGCCCAGGGACAUGUACUAGUCUGUGGCGACCUAAAUGCCAGAACUGGACAAGAAAAGGGCAACCAGUGAAGAAUAAACACCAUUGGAAAUACAACCCAUGUUUAUUUAUUUUCCCUUUUGUACAUGCACAUAAUAUGACAUUUGAAAUGUCUUUAUUCUUUUGGAACUUCUGAGUGUAAUGUUUACUGUUAAUAUUUAAUGUUUAUUUCACUUUUGUUUACUAUCAACUUCACUUGCUUUGGCAAUGUUAACACACGUUUCCCAUGCCAAUAAAGCCCUUUGAAUUGAAUUGAGAGAGAUGCCUAUAUAGGGUACCAUUUCAGACAGCCAGUGCUAUUUCUGAGACUGUCCCCCCCUUGUGAAAAAACCUCCUUCCUCCAGUUGUUAAAAAUACUAAAUGUUGUUAUCUCUCUGUUACCAGGCCGACGGGCUGAAAGAGGGGGACUACAUUGUUGCCGUGGGAGACACUGACUGUAAGUGGAUGGGAGUGAGCGAGGUGAUGCGGCUGCUGAAGGAUGUGGACGAGAACGGGAUUGACAUUCGCGUUGUUAGCUUGAUGGACAGCGGCCUGCCCAUGGUAAGGUCCGCCCUCUGGCUCUGAUUGGCUCCUGAGGAAGCCUGGAAGGUCCUUAUUGGCUCCUUUCUGUUUUCUCAGUUGUGACUGACAGGCGACGGCAGAUAAAUUGCGUUAUGCAUGAAGUUGUUAUGGGUGCUGUCAAACUCUCAGCUUUCAAUGAGGAGGAGUUCCUCUCUUUCUCAGCUUGGUGAUUAUACAGAAGUUGCAGUUUCCCACGAGAAAGUGCUCUUUCUUUCAUUUAGUCAAAUGGAUAACUACUGCAUGAAGCAUUUAUAUUGUGUGACAAUACCCUGAUUUAAAAAAGUUCCACUAAUUUAAGUAGAAAUUAGAAAUGUUUAGUAUUUACCUGUAGUAAUAUCCUUUCCCUCCCUCCCUCCCCUUCUCUCAUCUCCCUCCCUCCCUCCCCUUCUCUCUCUCUCCCUCCCCUUCUCUCUCAUCUCCCUCCCUCCCCUUCUCUCAUCUCCCUCCCUCCCUCCCCUUCUCUCUCUCUCCCUCCCCUUCUCUCUCAUCUCCCUCCCCUUCUCUCUCAUCUCCCUCCCUCCCCUUCUCUCUCAUCUCCCUCCCUCCCCUUCUCUCAUCUCCCUCCCUCCUCCUCCCCUCUCUCUCUCAUCUCCCACUCUCUCCCUCACUCUCCCUCCCUCCUCUCCUGCUCCCAUCUCUCAUCUCUCUCCUCCCUCCCCUUCCCUCCCACUCCCUCCCUCCCUCCCCUUCUCUCUCUCCUCUCCCUCCCCUCUCUCUCAUCUCCCUCCCUCCCCUUCUCUUCAUCUCCUCCCUCCCUCCCUCCUCUCUCCUCUCAUCCUCCUCCCUUCUCGUCUCUCUCCCUCCCCUUCUCUCUCUCCCCUACCCUUCCUCUCUCUCCUCUCCUCCCCUUCCUCUCUCCUCUCCCUCCCUCCCCUCCCCUUCUCUCAUCUCCCUCCCUCCCUCCCUCCCUCCCCCUCUCUCUCUCAUCUCCCCCUCUCUCCCUCAUCUCUCUCCCUCCCUCCUCUCCUGCUCUCAUCUCUCUCUCUCCCUCUCUCCCCUCUCUCUCUCCCUUCCUCCCCUCAGCCCACUAAGAGUGCCACCUACUGCGGAGGCAUCCCUAAGACCUACUCCAUGAUCUGCCUGGCCUUUGACGACGACAAGAACCCCAAGGGCCGCAAGGUGUCCAAGAAGGGCUCCUUCCUCUCCUGGGGCCUGAAGAGCCACCUGAAGAGCUCCAGCACCCUUAGCCUCCCCACGGCAGACUACUCUGGCUCACUGCCUUGGAACAAACCGUGUCCCACCUUCCCUUCCUCCAGCUCCUACAAUGACUCAGCUCUCUACUAGGGAAGGACCUGAAACGGACUGGACUGUACACACGCUCUACUGGGUUCAGAGAAUACUGUGUUAGGAGUCCCAAAUGGCACCCUAUUCCUUAUAUAGUGCACUACU
This is a messenger RNA of Coregonus sp. 'balchen', 28107 nucleotides long. Lineage: Eukaryota; Metazoa; Chordata; Actinopteri; Salmoniformes; Salmonidae. The record is from the annotation of a GenBank genome assembly.